AUUCAGGUGACUGAUUCUAAAAAGACGCCCACAUCGGAUGCUGAGCUUGUGACUGAGACAACCGACUGUAACUGGUAAACCGGCGGAUGACCGAAAACAAGAGUUGUCGACACACUCUCCACUGUUCAGUGCUUACAUGCCAACUAAUAAUAUUCAGUAUAGUAACGUUACAUGGUCCAUCUCUUGAUUUUGCGCUCAGCAGACUGUUUCGGUUCAGAAAAUCCAAACACGAAGCAGUAAAGCUCACCGGUCAACGAAAAGCGAGCAGCAGAGAGAAGACUAGCCUACCAAGUCGGACAUUAUCACAAUUCUCAAACAAUAGGUCGGAAUCACUUGAAUGCGAAGAUGACAGACGCGGUCGUAGACGGUAAAUUGGAGCUGGUGAAACAGGCAACGAAAUAUGUAAAAGAGACCGAGAACGUCGCGGAAAAAUAUUCGGCGAUGACCGUUAGCAAGAACAGCGACAUGAACAUGAAUGUCGGUGAAUUGCAGUCCGCCGCAUUUACUGCGGUGCCCACUCUCAAAUCUGUCAAGAAGAUCCAGUUUGCGGAGGAUAAACAGGAGUUUCAGAAGUACCCCACUAAGGCCGGCCGGCGCUCCCUAUCUCGCUCCAUCUCCCAGUCCUCCACAGAUAGCUACAGCUCAGCUGCGUCCUACUCAGACAGCUCAGAUGACGAGACCUCUCCUCGGGACAAGGCCCAGGCCAACUCCAAGGGCAGCAGCGACUUCUGCGUUAAGAACGUCAAACAGGCAGAGUUCGGCAGAAGGGAGAUCGAGAUCGCAGAGCAAGAUAUGUCAGCCCUGAUCUCGCUGAGGAAGAGAGCCCAGGGGGAGAAGCCUCUAGCUGGGGCGAAGAUAGUGGGCUGCACCCACAUAACAGCUCAGACUGCAGUUCUGAUUGAGACCCUGGUAGCUCUUGGAGCUCAGUGUCGUUGGACAGCCUGUAACAUCUACUCUACUCAGAACGAGGUGGCUGCUGCCCUGGCAGAGACUGGUGUGCCUGUGUUUGCGUGGAAGGGCGAGUCAGAGGAUGACUUUUGGUGGUGCAUCGACCGCUGUGUCAACACGGAAGGCUGGCAGGCCAACAUGAUUCUGGAUGACGGAGGGGAUCUGACCCACUGGGUUUAUAAGAAGUACCCCAGCGUGUUUAAGAAGGCUCAGGGCAUCGUGGAGGAGAGUGUCACUGGAGUCCACAGGUUGUACCAGCUGUCCAAGGCAGGCAAGCUGUGUGUCCCGGCCAUGAAUGUGAAUGACUCUGUUACCAAGCAGAAGUUUGACAACCUCUACUGCUGCAGAGAGUCCAUCCUGGACGGUUUGAAGAGGACCACUGAUGUGAUGUUUGGGGGGAAACAGGUGGUGGUGUGUGGUUAUGGAGAGGUGGGGAAGGGUUGCUGUUCUGCUCUGAAGGCCCUGGGAGCCAUCGUCUGCAUCACAGAGAUAGACCCCAUCUGCGCCCUGCAGGGCUGCAUGGAUGGGUUCAGGGUGGUGAAGCUGAAUGAAGUCAUUCGGCAGAUGGACCUGGUGAUAACCUGCACAGGCAAUAAGAACGUGGUGACCAGAGAGCAGCUGGACCGGAUGAAGAAUGGCUGUAUAGUCUGCAACAUGGGACAUUCCAAUACCGAGAUUGAUGUGGCCAGCCUGCGGAGCCCGGAGCUUACCUGGGAGAGGGUGCGUUCUCAGGUGGACCAUGUGAUCUGGCCCGACGGCAAGAGGGUUGUCCUGCUGGCUGAGGGUCGUCUUUUGAAUCUGAGCUGUUCUACAGUGCCUACAUUUGUCCUGUCUAUCACAGCCACUACUCAGGCCCUGGCUCUGAUUGAGCUGUUCAAUGCUCCUGAGGGACGCUACAAACAGGAUGUCUAUCUGCUGCCUAAGAAGAUGGAUGAGUAUGUGGCCAGCUUGCAUCUGUCCAAUUUUGACGCCCACCUGACAGAGUUGUCUGAUGAGCAGGCGAAGUACAUGGGUCUGAACAAGAACGGCCCCUUCAAACCCAACUACUACAGGUAUUGACAGGAAUGGACAAUGCGGUGACCUGCAACCAACAUCUGAGGGAGAGAAAAAAAGAAAAAAAAAGAUUAAUUCUCUAUUUUAUUUUCUAAAUUGUUACAAAAAGGGAAGAAUAAUUAUUUUGCUUUUAAUGCCGAAUCUAAACUGUAUUAUUAACACUGUCGGGCAUAAUAAUAAUAACAUAAUAUCUAACUUGUCUGUUAGGUAUAUGAAUCAAUUCAUGCAUUUCAAUCAUAUGAAACAAGAGCAGAAACCAAUAUGUAUGUUCCAAAUGGCACCCUAUUCCCUAUAUAGUGCACUACUUUAGACCAGAGCCCUAUAGGCCAGGGUCAAAAGUAGUGCACCAACUAGAGUAGAAGGUUCCAUUUGGGACGUACCCCAAGAGAAGUAACCAUAAACAAAAAAAUCGUCAGUCAUAUAUUUUUUUAAAUACUCUUGUUUGCAUGAUUUUAUCUUAAAAAAUGAUUCAUUAAUUGUUGCUAAUGCUAAUUGUUGCUAAAUCACAAUGUUUAUUUGUUGGCGGCUGGUGGGAGGAGCUAUAGGAGGAGGGGCUUAUUGUAAUGGUUGGAACGGAAUACAUGUAACGGUAUAAAACACAUCAAACAUAUGGUAAUCACAUUAGACUCCGUUCCAUUAAUUCCAUUCCUGUCAUUACAAUGAUCCCGCCCUCUUAUAGCUCCUCCCACCAGCCACCACUGAUGUUUAUUCAUGGUUAAUUGUCAAUGUACUGUAGUUUUAUCUGCUCCUGAAAGUCAUAUGGUGGUGCCAAAUUAUUGGCCGUACAGUUAGAGAGGAGAAUGAGAGGGAUAUGUUUCCACACACACACAAACACACACACAUUGUCAGCGCACUGACAUCUUAAAUAAAGUACAUUCCAUGAGCCAGAAUUGGUGUUGUGAGCUCUUUUUUUAUGUCUAAUACAGUAUUUGACAAGUGUUUCAUAACUGAAACAAGGCCUUGAUGAAACUCGCUGACUGGUAUCUGCAUAUACAUACCUGUCAUUAAUGUCAGAGUGUGAAUAUGCCUUCUGAGCCAUUUGCUUAUCAGGUGACCUUCAACAUUCAGUUCAACUCAUUUGAUUAAGAGUUCAUAUAUUAGAAAAAUUCCAAGAUUUUAGAUUUGAGGUUAUUUUCAAGUUCUAGAAGAGGUCUGUUGGCCUAUAGUGACCUACUAUAUAUAAUCCGUUUCUUUUCUGCUUCUGUUCAUUGUUAAAUAACUUAUGUGUCAACGUGUGAUAAGGUACACUUCAUAUGUUCGCCUAUUUCUGCUUCCAUGUCCUUCUUUUUUGAUCAAGUAGAGGAUUUAUACUUCUCUUGUGACUGUUGUAUCUAUUAGAUAUCAGCAAUAAACUCUAAAUACUAAAUAAAAACA
Oncorhynchus kisutch (coho salmon) is the source of this 3375-nucleotide messenger RNA. Its product is annotated as S-adenosylhomocysteine hydrolase-like protein 1. Gene Ontology annotation, biological process: L-methionine cycle. Gene Ontology annotation, cellular component: cytosol. Lineage: Eukaryota; Metazoa; Chordata; Actinopteri; Salmoniformes; Salmonidae. The record is from RefSeq and is a predicted model, not a curated record. The transcript is spliced from 17 exons. Bases 346 to 2007 code for a protein of 553 amino acids.